This is a messenger RNA of Penicillium alfredii, 5997 nucleotides long. RefSeq names its product putative filament-forming protein (Tpr/p270). Bases 1 to 5997 code for a protein of 1998 amino acids. The transcript is spliced from 2 exons. Lineage: Eukaryota; Fungi; Ascomycota; Eurotiomycetes; Eurotiales; Aspergillaceae. Gene Ontology annotation, molecular function: structural constituent of nuclear pore. Gene Ontology annotation, cellular component: nuclear pore. The record is from RefSeq and is a predicted model, not a curated record. Gene Ontology annotation, biological process: protein import into nucleus; mRNA export from nucleus.
AUGGCUGACGCUGCAGUCGAGCUACCUUAUCUGUCUUCGCAUUAUGCGAUUCCAGAAUCGACGCUCUCUACCUUGACGCAGGCCCCGACCGUCGACCUUGUCAAUCAGCUUCUGGAAUCCAUCACAAAGAAAGCGCACGAGUACGAUGAGCUGAAGUCGGAUAAGCUUCGUUUGGAGGUCGAGCUCGAGAAUGCUGUCCGGAGCAAUGAAUCCAAGAUCAAGGUCUUGAAAAACACGGUGGAAAAAGGCCACGCCGAGGUUGAGGAUUUAAGAAAGAAGUUGCAUGAGUCAGAAAACGCUCGCUCUACCCUGGAAUCAGAGAUCUCUACGCUCAAGUCUUCGUCCACAUCCAGCGAAUCCGAGGUGAACUCGCUGAAAUCGCGCAUCUCGUCCCUCGAAGCCUCGAAUCGGGACACGCUCGCCUUACUCGAGUCCAAAUCCGCGGCCCAUGAUAAGCUGGCCGAGGAACUCUCUGCUCAACACAGGAAAACAAUCGAGCUGCGACGCGAACUUUCUACCGCGGAGCAGAAUUUGCAAAGUGCCAAUGCCGCAACCGCGACUGCGCGAUUCCGCGAACAGAGUCUUCAACAGGAAUUGGAUCUCACCAAGAAGAACAAUGAAUGGUUUGAGACCGAACUCAAGACCAAGUCUGCCGACCACAUCAAGUUCCGCAAGGAGAAGAGUGCACGGAUUUCGGAGCUUCAGCGUGAAAAUGAAGAAGCAAAUACAACCAUUGACUCUUUGAGGCGCAGUGAGAAUUCCCUCAAGAGCCGCCUUGACGACACUGAGCACCGAUAUGAGGAGUCGCUGGCCAGUAUCCACCAGCUCAAGGAAGAAGCAAUCCAGGCCGCCGAGUCUUUCCGAAUCGAAUUAGACAGCUCCAACAGACUGGCUGAGUUGCAAGGAUCUUCGGCACAGACCGCCAAACAACGUGUGCAAGAGUGCCAGCUCGCACUGGAGAAGGCCAAGGAUGAAGCAGCACAAGAGAUUUCGCGACUGCGCGUUGAAAUGGAGGCCGAGCACACCGACAAGCAAGCUGCCGAGCGUCGCGUGGCCGAGCUUGAAGUCACUGUCUCUCAGCUCGAGGCCGGUGGAGCUAGACCCAGGUCGAUGAGUCCUGCUCGCUCUCUGAAUGGAAUUGGACCCAGUACCCCCACCCGACCUGGAACCCCCAGUGGUAUCUUCUCGCCUCGGGCCUCUCGUGGCAAGGGCGGUCUCACGCUCACUCAGAUGUACACCGAAUACGACAAGAUGCGCACUCUUCUCGCCGCGGAACAGAGAACGACCACGGAACUCCGUUCUACGCUGGAUGAAAUGGUUCAGGAGCUCGAGUCUAGCAAACCGGAGAUUGAUGAAUUGCGCGCAGAUCACAGCCGCCUGGAAGACGCGGUUGUGGAGAUGUCAAACCUCCUAGAGGCGGGUACCAAAGAUAAGAAUGAGGCCACCAAGGAAGCGAGGAAAUGGCAAGGCCAGGUUGAAGGAUUGGCUCGUGAGGGCGAUAUCCUUCGCCAACAACUUCGGGAUCUCAGUGCGGAAGUCAAGGUUUUGGUCCUCGAAGUGGCCAUGGCCAAGCAGGGCGAGAAUUAUGAUCGCGAAGAACUCGAGACUAUUGCACGCAAGGAAAUCGAGGAGUCUGCAGCCGAACUAACCCCAACUGGCCGCUUCAUCAGCCGAAAUCUGACUACGUAUCAAGAUUUCCAUGGGCUCCAAGAACAAAAUGUCACGCUUCGUCGCAUGCUGAGGGAGCUCGGUGACAAGAUGGAGGGCGAAGAAGCGCGCGCCCAGGCUGCUGUGCGUCAGCAGGAAGCCGAAGAACUCAAGGAACUGAGGACCCGCUCCCAGACCUAUCGUGACGAAAUCGCCAGUCUCGUUGCUCAGACCAAGAGCUUUGUCAAGGAGCGCGACACUUUCCGUAGCAUGUUGGUCCACCGACGACAAACGGUUGGAGACCCGUCCGUGUUCUCGCAGUCCGUCCCGCUUGGCGUUGUGCCCCCAGGCGCCACGGAAAGCCAAUCGAGUGCACCCGACUACGCUGAGCUCCUUCGCAAGGUGCAAGCUCACUUCGACACUUACCGAGAGGAGACAUCUACGGACCAUACGGCGCUCCGUCAACAAGUGAACGAGUUGUCAAGGAAAAACAGCGAGCUCUUGAGCGAAAUCAGUCGCUCUAGCAGUCAACUUGCUGCCGCUUCCUCACGCGCCGAGCUUCUCCAGAGCAAUUUCACGAUGCUCAAGAGCGAAAACAGUGAAUUGCAAAAACGAUACUCCACCCUCUUUGAGAAUGCAAACCGCCAAGACAUUCGCACACAGCAAGCCGCCGAAGAUCUUGUCGAGGCCAAGGGUCUUGUGGAAAGCCUUCAACGGGAAAACGCAAACCUCAAAGCCGAGAAGGAUCUAUGGAAGAAUAUCGAGAAGCGUUUGAUUGAGGACACUGAGACUUUGCGCAACGAGCGCAGCCGCCUUGAUGCUUUGAACGCAAAUCUCCAAACUAUCCUAAACGAGCGUGAACACGCAGAUUCAGACAGUCGCCGCCGUCUACAAUCGAAUGUUGAAACGCUCGAGGCUGAGCUGCAAUCGACCAAGCGCAAGCUCAACGAUGAGGUGGAAGAGUCGAAAAAGGCCACUCUGCGACGUGAAUACGAGCACGAACAGAGUCAGAAACGAAUCGAUGAUUUGGUGACCAGUCUGGGCUCGGUCCGUGAAGAAAUGGUUGCCACCAAAACAUCUCGAGAUCACCUUCAAUCUCGCGUGGACGAAUUGAUUGUCGAGUUGAAGAGCGCCGAAGAACGCCUUCAGGUCUUGCAGUCGCGCCCCAGCGUUUCUGCCGCCCCUGCCGAAACCCCCGUUGUUGCACAGGAGGCCGGCGAAGGUAGCGGUUUGACUCGUGAGCAGGAACUGUCCAUGGAGGUUUCUGAACUGAAACGUGACCUAGAGCUCGCCAAGGGUGAACUUGAGCAUGCCAAGGAACUGUCUGAAGAGUACCAGGCCAUCAGCCAAGGGUCCGAAGAACGCCUCCAGUCUGCCACUGAGACUCAGGAACAGUACCGCGAGGAGACUGACCGUCUUAUGGAGGAGAAGAACAAGAAGAUACAGGAUCUGGAGACUCGGAUUGAGGAGAUUUCAACGGAAUUAUCUACUACAAACACCGAGAUGUCCAAGCUCCGUGAGGAGCAGGGCGAAGCGACGCGCCGCCUUGACGAGCAGAAGGCCACGUAUGAGUCGGAAAUUACUCGACUGAAAGACGACAACGAACGACACAUUGCUACUGCGCAGUUCCACCAAGAGGACCUUAAGGCACAAGCCGAAAUUUCACAACACGCGCAGCAGAACUACGAGAGUGAACUCGUCAAGCACGCUGAAGCCGCCAAGAAUCUACAAAAUGUCCGCGCUGAAGCCAAUCAGCUACGUCUUGAUAUGGCUGAAGUGCGAACUCAAUCCGAGACGUACAAGAAGGACCUGUCUCAAAAGGAGGAGAGCUGGGCCGAACAGAGAGCCCGAUAUGAGGGUGAACUCACCGAACUUCAGAAGCGACGCGAAGAGGUUCUCCACCAAAACUCCUUGUUGCACACACAACUCGAAAACAUCAGCAGUCAAAUUUCUGCGUUGCAACGCGACCGCACCAACAUCUCUGAAGAGGGAGAACAGGAAGGAGAACAGGCAGCGCCGAACCUGGAGGGUAUGCAGGAGGUCAUCAAGUUCCUUCGUCGCGAGAAGGAGAUUGUGGAAGUCCAGUACCAUCUCUCCACACAAGAGAGCAAGCGUCUACGCCAACAACUGGAUUACACUCAGUCUCAACUCGACGAGACACGACUCAAACUUGAACAACAGCGUCGUGCUGCGGCAGAUACCGAGCACAACGCCCUGAACCACAACAAACUUAUGGAUACGCUCAAUGAGCUCAACCUCUUCCGCGAGAGCAGUGUGACGCUUCGCAACCAGGUCAAACAGACCGAGGCCGCCCUCGUAGAAAAAUCAAACCGCGUGGAUGAGCUUGUCCAGCAAAUCGAACCUCUCGAAAUCAAGAUUCGCGAACUGGAGAACCUUGCAGAGGCCAAGGACGGUGAGAUGCAAUUGCUGCACGCGGACCGCGAUCGUUACCAGCAACGCAUUCAGAAUAUUCUCCAGAAGUACGACCGCGUCGAUCCUGCCGAAAUGGAGGCACUGAAGGAGAAGCUUGCAACACUCGAGAAGGAGCGGGAUGAAGCUAUUUCUGUCCGGGAUACUCUCCAGGCUCAGGCGACGACCCUCCCCGAGCAGCUCAAGCAUGCCGGCGAGGAUCGAGUGCAGGAGCUGCGAACGAAGCUCACAGAGCAAUUUAAGGCCCGGUCUAAGGAGCUUACUGGACGUCUCAACGGCAAGCAGUCGGAGCUGGUUACGGCUUUGCAGGAGAAGGAGGUUAUUCAAGAGGAGUUGAAAACGACGAAGGAGGAGUUGGAAGGUGUCAAGGCUAAGAUGGCUGAGACGCCCGCUGGACCGCCUGCCGUGGCGCCGGCUGCGGCACCCGCCCCGAUCUCAACGGAAACGGCCCCGGUUAACCCGACACCCGCCUCUCAAUUCCCCGCCCCGACGACACCAAUUGCCGUUCCUGGUGACGAGGAGAAGGUCAAGGCCCUGGAAGACAAGAUCCAGCGCCUGGAAGCAGCUCUUGCCGAAAAGGAUGGGUUGCUGACAGCGAAGGAUGCCGAGCAAGACGCGCGGAUCAAGGAACGAGCCGACAAGCUCAAAGAAACCUUCAACAACAAGCUGGCCGAGGUCAGAGCCGCCCAUCGCCAAGAGAUUGAGCGACUCUCUGCCGGUGAACAAUCAGCCCCUGGUACACCAGGGGCGGCUACGGAACAGGCACCUGCAACACCGUCGAAGACAAUUGAGCUGCCCGAGUUGACUGAUUCGCAAGCAAGAGAGCUCGUUGCUAAGCACAAGACCAUCAACACAAUUGUGCGGAACAACAUUCGCAACAUGGUUACCAAGGAGAAAGAAAAGAACGAGGCCCAGGCAGCUGCAAACGCUGAAUCUCUUGCCCAGCUCGAGCAGAAAUUUACCGAGGAAAGAGAGGCAGCCAAGAAGGCUUACGAAGAGGAGCUGGGCGAGAAGAUCAAGUCCGCCGUUGAGCUUUCCGACAAGAAGUCUCUUGCGCGGAUUAGCAUGCUUGAUACCCGAAUCCGGACUGCCCAGGCAAAGAUCGAUGUCGUUCAAAAGGCUGCCGCAGAGACGCCGCAGAAGCCCGUGGUCGAGGUGUGGGAGGUUGCAAAGACUGCUCGACCCGCCCCGUCAGCUGCUCAAACACCCAAGCCAACUGCAGUGGCAUCUCCGGCACAGCCUGCAUCUCCCGCGCCUUCUGCUGCCACUCCCGGUGCAUCCGCGCCCUCGCCCGCACCUGCACCGGCUGCUACGGCUAGCCCAGCACCAGCUGCAGCCCAACCGACUGGCCCUCCUGCUGUCCCAGCGAACAAGCCACCACCGUCACAGCAAGUAGACGAAACCCCAGCCGCAGUUCCUGCCAAUCCAUUUGGCCAACUGCAGCAAAAUCAGCAAUCGAAGCAGCAGCCUUCGACACUGCCCAGCAAGCCUCCUGCUGGCAAUGCCCCUGGUAUGCUUAAGGCACUCCAAUCUGGACUGCCAGUCGCUCGAGGUGGACGUGGCGGCCGCGGUGGUGUCCAGAACAACCCCUUUGGGCACGCCCAACAGCAGCAGGGUGAUCAGCAACAGCAACCAGCCCAAAACCCUAGCCAGCGCGGCGCCGGAGUGGCGCGUGGUCGGGGCGGACGUGGUGGUCAGGGCCGUGGCGGUAACCAAAACGCUAGUCCUGCCCAGCAGCAGGGACAAGGACAGCCCAGCCCCUCGGCCAACCGUGGUGCCUUGAAUGCGUCAGCUCGGCAGUUUAUUCCUCAGGGCAACAAACGCUCUCGCGAGGAAGGGUCUGAUGCUACCAAUGAGGGUGGCAGUGGUGGAAAGAGAAUGAGAGGGGGCGGUGGACAAGCCCGUGGCGGUGCUUCUUGA